Molecule: messenger RNA, 972 nt
Organism: Penicillium argentinense
Lineage: Eukaryota; Fungi; Ascomycota; Eurotiomycetes; Eurotiales; Aspergillaceae
Exons: 5
Coding region: 1-972 (323 amino acids)
Molecular function (GO): arylformamidase activity
Source: RefSeq, a predicted model, not a curated record
AUGUCUCAACCCCUGUUCGACAUUCCCUUCGACGAGCUUCCCAACCCCCGCCAGGUAUGGCCAGGCAAGCCAGGCAGCUACGAGGAGGGCCUGGGCAAGCUGGCCAUCCUGACUCCUGAGGUCGUGGCGAAGGCCGCUGCGAGCGAAAUCAGGAGCGGACGGCGAGUCACGAUGGGGUGGGAGCUGACGAAGUUGGACUACCCCAAUCUCAAUCGCCAAUCGUGUCAGCAUCAGAUUGUACCUUUACUGGGCGGAGUGGCCUUCGAUGACAUCUACACAAUGAAUCCACAACAAAGUAGUCAGUGGGAUGGUCUUCGCCACUUCUCCCAGACCGUCCCCGGCCAGUCUGAGCGCGUCUUCUAUGGCGGAACGACCGUUGCGGAAAUCAACGAUCGUCAGAAUGAUCGCAUCGGUCUGCAGCACUGGGCACGGGAGGGCAUUGCGGGACGUGGGGUCUUGAUCGACUAUGCCACAUGGGCUGAGAAAAGGGGGAUUCAAUAUACCACGUUCUCGACCCACCAAGUCCGCCUCUCUGACAUCCUGGAAAUCGCCAAAGAAAACAACAUCACUUUUCAGAAGGGUGAUAUCCUCUUCGUCCGGGUGGGGGUGACGAAGGAAUGGGAUACCGUCAUGACAGACGAGCAGAAGCGGGCCUACUCGAACAACACCAAUCCCGAGCACGCGGGAGUCGAGGCCACGACCGAUGUGCUCCGCUGGCUCUGGAACACCGGCUUCGCGGCUAUUGCGAGUGAUGCAAUUAGUUGGGAGGUUUAUCCUCCCCAAUCCCCUGAUGUGUUCCUGCACGAGUACGUCCUUGCAGGAUGGGGUAUGCCGAUCGGCGAACUUUUCGAUCUCGAGGCAUUGGCCCGAAUGUGUCAGGAGCAGCAGCGGUGGAGUUUCUUCGUAGCCUCCACUCCGUUGAACAUGCCGGGUGGUGUGUCCUCUCCGCCGAACGUGAUGGCCAUUUUCUAG